Messenger RNA from Opisthorchis viverrini, 720 nucleotides. RefSeq lists its product as hypothetical. Gene Ontology annotation, molecular function: ATP binding; selenide, water dikinase activity. The record is from RefSeq and is a predicted model, not a curated record. The transcript has 4 exons. The coding region runs from base 58 to 720 and encodes 220 amino acids. Gene Ontology annotation, cellular component: cytoplasm. NCBI's taxonomy places the organism in Eukaryota, Metazoa, Platyhelminthes, Trematoda, Opisthorchiida, Opisthorchiidae. Gene Ontology annotation, biological process: L-selenocysteine biosynthetic process.
GUUGGAUUACGUGUUGAGCAAUGUGUGUUGAGCGAUGUGUUGAGCGAUCCGCACGCGAUGGGUGAUGUGAAUUGUGAUAACAUGCUAAUUUUGAUCACUGUCGCACAAGAGACGAAUUUGAAAGAACGGGAGGUUGCCAUACCAGCUCUCAUGCAAGUUUGCUCUGAUGUGGAAUUCAUCAUGCCAAACCAGACACAAGAAGGAGUUUUGUUAGUUCUCACAAAACUACUGGGAACGCAGGUUACAUUGAAUAACCGCCAAUGGAUACUGGAUGGACAUAUUUUUUGGACCUCAAACUUGUGUAAUAAGUGUGGAGCAAGUUCAGAGUCCGUUUCAUGCUGUCACUAUGUCUAUGGCUCGCUUAACCGCACUGCUGCGCGUUUGAUGCACAAAUACGGCGCACAUGGCUGCACUGAUGUAAUCGAGCCGCUCAGGCACCCAGAUAAUCUGGCUCGUUUCCAGACUAACCCAACGAGCGGCUUCAAACUGCACUCUUUGCCUGUUUUGGCACAUAUGGUGGAGGCAUCUUGCUUGUUGAACGUUCAGACUGACUGUGGGAUUGUGCCCAAAAUCCUCGGGAGUUUUGUCGUCUUACGUGCGGCUGCCGCAACACAAUAUUGUAAGGAACUGAAAGAGUUGAAAUGUAGACCAGCUUGGGUUGUUCAGUCUGACACCAAAAAGGCAUUUCUAGUUGAAGGUCCCUCAAAACAAUGUACUUAA